CGGCGUUCAGCUUGCAUCUCAAAGCUUAGAAUCAAAUCUGCCAGUUUUGGAUAUGUUUGAGAUAAUUAAUAUUCCUCACGCCGAUCCUAUCGGUCUGCCAUUUGCCUGCGGUUCAUGGCCCAUCUCAAUAACUAUUGUCUCCUAUUUAAUCUUCGUGCUGAAGCUCGGGCCAAAAUUUAUGGAAAAUCGAGAGCCCUUUAAACUGAGGCGUGCUCUCAAGGUGUAUAAUAUAUUCCAAAUCCUGUUUAACAGCUUAAUUCUAAUAAUGAGUAUUCACUUUUUUAUCACGAAGAAGCCCUACGACUUUAACUGCUUAGUAGUUCUUCCUUUAAAUCACGAAUACAAGGAUACAGAUCGCUUAAUCAGCUACUUAUACUACAUUAAUAAGAUUAUCGACUUAGUGGACACUGUGUUCUUUGUACUCCGCAAGAGCUAUAAGCAGAUUACAAAUCUGCACCUCAUUCAUCAUGUCACCAUGGCAAUCGGCGCUUAUAUUUGGCAACGGAAGUACGGAUACGGAGGGCAUUACACAUUUGCAGGUCUCCUAAAUCUCUUUGUCCACAUCGUGAUGUACACCUACUACUACCUCUCAUCCCAGAACCCGCAAAUCAGGAAGAGUGCGUGGUGGAAACAGUAUAUUACCAUCCUACAACUGGUUCAGUUUGUUCUCAUGUUUUCCCACAGCCUUUGGACCCUUCUACAACCCAACUGUGAUGUACCCUAUCCAAAGAUCUUCAUAGCGAUGUUCAUGUCAGGCCUUAUGUUUGUCAUGUUUAUCAAUUUCUACAGGAAAUCCUAUAUGCAGACAAACAAGAAAGCUGCGUAGAGUCCUUGAUCAGGACGACGAGCUGUGUCGACAUAGCUAUGUCCUUUUGUCCGUCCGUCUGUUUGUAUCUCAGUUUAAAAACAAGUCCGGAGCCGGUUAUAUCGGAUCACCGUUACAUAUGGAUUCCAUUGAAACGAUCGGUCGAAAAUGUAUUAAAAACUUAAUUGUUUUUAAUUGUAUGUCAUCUUAAUCAAACUCAUAGGGCUCUGCAAGGGUACUUAAUCUCCGGCUCAAUUUUUACUAUAAAACGAAAAAGGCAGUAAAUGAAAUUAAAAAUUAAUGAAUGAAUGAA
Messenger RNA from Drosophila innubila, 1118 nucleotides. Its product is annotated as elongation of very long chain fatty acids protein F-like. Gene Ontology annotation, biological process: very long-chain fatty acid biosynthetic process; sphingolipid biosynthetic process; fatty acid elongation, saturated fatty acid. Gene Ontology annotation, molecular function: fatty acid elongase activity. Gene Ontology annotation, cellular component: endoplasmic reticulum membrane. The transcript is spliced from 2 exons. The coding region runs from base 53 to 826 and encodes 257 amino acids. Lineage: Eukaryota; Metazoa; Arthropoda; Insecta; Diptera; Drosophilidae. The record is from RefSeq and is a predicted model, not a curated record.